This is a messenger RNA of Paramecium pentaurelia, 7326 nucleotides long. The record is from the annotation of a GenBank genome assembly. Lineage: Eukaryota; Ciliophora; Oligohymenophorea; Peniculida; Parameciidae.
AUGAUAUUUUAUAUCGUUUUCUUCUUGUUAAUUGAUAUCUUUAGCAGUCUAGAAAUAAAGGAGAUGGAUUCUAUGUAUUAAUAUAGCCAAGAAUCAAUUGUGAUAAUAGAAAAUACAUCAUCAAUUUUGAAUGCCUUUAGAUAUGGAUUAUGGUCAAAAUAUAAUCCUUUAACAAACAUUCUUUAAGUUGGAAAUGUAGGAUUAUUUGAUAGUGAUUGCUUUCUUUUACAUAGUGCAGUUGAAGAAUUAUCGUAAGCUCUAAAUCUUAUAUAUUAUGAUUGUAUAAAUUAUUCUUUAAAGAAAAUCCAGAAAAAUAUAGCCUUUAUAGAUAAUAAUGAAUUGUAACAUUCAUUUAAAAUAGAUAUAGAUCCAUUCGAGUAUGAAAAUGUUUGGUAUUUUUUUGAAAUUGUAUAAUGGCCAUAAUUAGAAAGAUUUGAGUUAAUGUUUAUUUAUAAAGAAGAAAUCUUCAAAGAGAAUUUGUAAAUUAAAUAUCCUUUUAAAGAUCUAAAUUUAUAGUUGAUUUUUGGAGGUGGAAUGAUAGUAACAAAUUCAAAGAUUAUAACAAUUACACCAGGUACAAAAUUUUCUUAUUUUCCUGGUAAAUUGAUUAAAGUUUAAUAUAAAUUUGAAGAGAUUUCUUUAGAUGAAGAUUAAGAAUGGUUAGCUAGAACAUAAUUUGAAUCAUACAAAUAUUGUAAUUGUGAGAUUAAUAAUAUAUUAAAACUUGAAGACAUAGCAAUUAAUUGGUUAGAAAAUCAAGUUUUUACUUCUUAGAAGAUCAACUGCAAUUCUUUUUAAUUAUCUGGAUGGUUUAAAAUUACUGAUAUAAUUUAGAAUUCUAAUGAAUUUACUUAUUAACUUAUCACUCUUAAAUCGAAUUUCUAAAAUUCAUUAGCAGAUAAAAAUCUAACACCUCUCUCUUUAUCAUAUAAGAUUUCUAAAAGUAAAAAUUAAGUCAUAAUAACAACUUAUAGUUAUAAAUUUCCAUCAGUCACCAUUAAUUUUUCUGACGAUCCUUACCUCAUCUAAAAAGAACUUGAUAUUACAAAUAAAUUAAGUCUAUGGUAAAAGUUAGAAAUUUAAUUUCUUGAAGAUUAAUUAAUGAUUAACAUUAAAUUUUAUGAAGGUUAUGAUAUUUAUGAAUAUAAUAUCUAAGAAUAAGUUAAUUAGUUUAAAUGUACUCAAUUUAAACUUGAAUAUGGUAAUACAUUAUAAUCUACUAUAAAUUAUUUAAAAAUCUUAAUAAGAAAUAUAAGAUUUUAUAAUUGUUAUACAAUUAAUACAUUAUAAAUUUGUCAUCAUAGUUGUCAAGAAUGUGAUGGACCAACUUAGAAUAAUUGUUUAUCUUGUUCACUUGAGUCAUAAAGAAUAUAUUUGCCAGAAUUCAAAGCUUGUGUAUGUCCAAUUUAUACUAUUGACUAAGAUAUAUGUUUAUCUUAUAUAGAUUCAAGAAUAGAAUUAUCAAAUGAAAGAAAAAGAAUGCCUAAAUGUAAAUAUGGUUAUUUUGAAUAUGAAAAUUAUUGUAUACAUUGGUAAAUUUAUAUUUAAUAUUUAAGUCCUUCAAUAAUUAAUGAUUAAAUGGCCACUUGUUAAGAAUGCUUAUAAAAUCCUUAAGGAUGGAGCAAAGAUCCAUAUUGUGAAUAUGAUUUAUUCUUAAAUUAAAAUGGUGAUGUGUAAACUAUGAUUUGGCAAGAUUAUAAGACCUAUUAUCUUUAUGAUGGAAAUAAUUUAAUAUAUUGUGAUCAAUGUAACUAGACUUAUUCAUUUUUUGUUGAAGAUUAAGAAGUACAAAACUUAGAAAUAACUGUAAGAUAAAAACGUAUUUUUUGUCAACUUUUAAUUCCUUAUUGUUAUGAAUGUUUGCCAUCUAUUAAUGGUUUUGAAUGCAUUAAUUGUUAUUAUUAAUUCAAACUAAUAGAUGGUAUUUGUACAUAAGUUAAUACCUAUUAGGAUAACUAGUUUUGUAUAAGUCCAUAUUAUAUCACUUCUAAAAGAAAAUGUAAUUUAUGUCCUAUACCUAAUUGUAAAUACUGUUUUGAAUAUUAAUAAAAUGAUUUAUCUAAAUGCACUCUAUAUAUUAACUUUGAAGAUUUUGAUUUAGAAUAGGAAAUAAAAAUAGGAUGUGCUUUAUGUGAAGAUAACUUUAUUUUUGAUUUUAUUACUGGAACCUGUUUUUUUGAUACUCCAAAAAUAUAAAAUUGUUUAAGAUCAUUUAUUUAUGAUGGUUAAGAAAUAUGUACAUUAUCAUAAAUUAAUGAUUUUAAUGUGGCUCCUGAAAUUAUUAAUUGUCAAUAACAUCUAUCUUAUUGUUUAUAGUGUGUGUUAACACCUGAAUUUACAAUUAAAUGUAUCAUUUGUGAGAUUGGAUACACUGCCUCUAUUUCAGAUGGAGGAUGUUAUUUAGCUAAUAAAUAUUUAUCAUUUAAGGCUUAAAUAAUGAUUGAAGGUGUUUAUUAAUUAAGUGAUGGAUGGGUUUAAAGAAUUUAGAGUUUUAUGAUGAAAUUUCUGCCAAAUAGAUAUUUCUACUUUUAAACUAAAAUGAAUUAAAUAGUUGAUUAAAUGAUUGUUGAAUGUUAAGAGAAUUAUGGUCUUAUUAAUCCUUAUUCUUGUUCUUCGUAUUGCAAUUCUUAAUGUCUUGAUUGUAAAUUAAAAGAAUAUGAUACUUAUUAUUGUAACAGAUGUCCUUUAAAUUAAAACUAUUAACCAAUACGAGAUUAAAUUAAUGGAACUUGUUCUGAAUGUACUCAAUUAUGUCAUGCUUGCACAUCCAGAACAAAUGAUGAAAUAAAUGUAUUUAUUUAAUUCAGUUGUAGAAUCAUCAACCAAAUUUUAUAAUUAAUGAUAACAAUUUUAAACAUACUAAAAAAUGUCUAAAGCCAGUGUAAGAUCCUAAAAUCUAUUUGGAUCCGUAUGAUUAAAUAGCUAAAUAUUGUUUUGAUGAAACUUGCUCAAAAAUAUUUACAUAUCAUUUUAUAAUAGAUUAUUGUUUUUGGUUUGAUAUAUCUUGGGAAUAAUACUUGAAUGUCAAUUAUUUUAAUUCAAUAGGAAUAGAUAGUUUGACUGUGCAUUUCACCUUUACUAAUUUGAAUGUAUAAUGUUCUAUACCUAGAUUUGAAAUUAAAUCUUAUCUUAAAACAAAAGUAUUUUCGCUUAAAUACAUUCAUUUCAUUUAUAGUUCUAGAAAAGGAUUGAUAAUGCAAAUUAGUCAUAUAAUUUAUAUCGAUAACAUUGAUAAACUAGAAAUCAACAACACUAUUCAUAAAAGUCAAAAGAAUUAUCAAUUUAUUUUGCAAAACAAUCAAAAAUAAAUUUAAUUAUCUUUAUUCAAUUUAACUAUUACAAACAGUUAAAUUAAAAAUACUAAAUCAAUAUUUCAGAGUGAUAUAUUUGGUGAUGUAUAGAUGUAAGAUGUGUAUCUCUUAAAUUUAAAUUUUGUUAACUCUUCAUUAUUGAAUUUAACUGAUUAUUUACUUUAAGGAAUUGUUUAAAUAGAUGGGUUUAUUAUACGAAACUGCAAUUUCCUUAAUUCAAAUUUAUUCUAAUUUAUAAAUAAUUAACUUAUUUUAUCUGUUAAGAAUUUAAUAAUAGAAGAUUGUGAAUUCACUAAUUCAUCUAUUUAUUUUAUUGAUUCUAAUGAUUGGCAAUUAAGUAGAUUAGACUUUUAUAAUAUUAAAAUAAAGAAUAACAAAUUUAUAAACUCUAGUCUUCUUCAUUGUAAGAAUUAAGUUUCUCUAUCUUUAAUGUACUUUUUAUUUGAAUCAAAUAAUCUACUAUAUUCAAAUUUUUUUGUUUCCAAUUAUAAUUUAUAAUUAUAAUACUUCAAAGUCUAAAAUAAUUAAAUUUUAGAGUCAUAUUUAAUUUUAAUACUAGAAAAAAAUGAUAAUUAACAUAUUAAUGUAAUUAUUAAUUAGUUAGAAGCUUCAAAUAAUUAAUUUGAGAACUCUAAAUUCUUUAAAUUAUAUACAACUUAGGAAUUUAGUUAAGUUGAUUUAUCAAUAUCAAAUUUAAUAUUUAAUGAAAUGACAACUAUAAUUAAUUCAGAUUAGAGAUCUUAUCUAUUUUAAAUAAGAUGUUCAAAAUUAAAAAUGUAGGAUUUUUCUUUAAGUAAUAUAAAAAAUCUUUUCCUUUUCUAUAUAUAUGAUAGCAAUGACAUUAUAAUUUAAAAUAUAAUUUAUGAAAAUUCAGCUUAAAUUUAUUAAGUACCAUUUUCAUAAUCAUGUUAAAUUACUAUAAAUGAUAAAAACCAAAUGCUGAAAAUAGAUAACUUUUAUACUCUAAAAAUCAUAUCUGUUUAAAUUAUAAAUUAAUUUACUAUUGAUGAAUCUUUUUUAGAUUUAUCAUAAAGAAAAGAAUAUUUAAAUUCAUCAUAAUUAGAAAUUUUAGAUCUUACUUUUAAAGGAAAUUUAUAAUUAUAUAAAGAAUCAACAAGAGUAUUUUCACUUUUUACUCUAUAUUCUGAAGGGAAUCUUAAUAUAUAAAUCAAUAGAAUUAAAUUUUAGGAAAAUUGCUUCCACUCAAUAGCUGAAAGUUUCUUUUAAUCCUAUGCUUCUUUAGUAUUUUUAAGUAUCAAAUCAAGUAGCAUUAAAAUAUUUAAUUUUAUAUCUGAAAGGAAUGCAUUUACCAAUUCAUCAAAUACUUUUAUUUACAUUUAUGCUAAUAAAAUAAAUAUCUAAAAUUUAUAAGUUUCUAACCAUAAUAUUUUAUCCACUGAAAUAUGGGAAAAGUUUUAUGGUUUAAAAUUAGAUAAAUAACUUAAUUAAUAAUAAAUAAAUUAGGUGAUAUUCUAAACCUUAAAUAUAUCAAAUAUAGGAGGUGUGGGUUAAAUAAAAGCAUCUAAUUUUACUUGUUUAAAAUGUAAUUUUUAACAUAUUCUUGCUUUAAAGAGUUUCAUUUUUGAAAUUAUGACUGCAGAUUAUGGAAUAAUAAAACUUUAUUAAUUUAUUGCAAAUGAUAUAACGGGUGAUAUGAAAUAAGAUUCCAAUAGUUCAGGUUGUAUAAGUAUCUUCUCUUAAGACAGCUAUCUAGACCUUGAAAUUUAACAGUCAAUUUUUAGGAAUGUAUCUAAUAGAAUGUCUCCAUCUAUUUUAUCAAUUUAGCCAUCCAAAAUAAGAAAUAUGAUACGUUUAAUUGAUAUUGAGAUUUACGAUUGUAUUUCCUUAAUGAAUCAAAUACUUUUUAUUCAAUUCUCUGAUUCUAAAAAGAUUUAUGAUAAGAAUACUUUAGAAUUACGAAAUAUUAUAAUAAUAUAAAAUAUGGAUUCAUGGCUAUAACAUUUUUCAUAAAUGGGAAAUCUAAGUCGUACAGAACUAUUACAGAUUUCAAGUAGUCAGAAUUCAUUAUUUUAUAUUGAAAGUUGUUCAAUAUCUAUAUAAAAUGUCAUUAUUGAAGGUUUGUAUCUAUCACCAAUAUUUUCAAUUAUAAAUGCACCAAAAUUAAUAAUUAUGCAAAUUUAAAUAAGAUAGAUCUAAUUAUUUUAUUCCUUUACUUUAAUAAAUAUAAAUUAAAUGUUAGAUAUUGAAACAAUAAUGUUCUUUUAGUAAGUAAGUAUAAUAAAUAAUUCAAUUUAUGAACCAGGACUUUAAAGAGUCUAUCUAUAAGAUUUUGAUUUUUCAAUUAAUGGAUGUUUUAUAGUAGCCAAUUAAUCAAAAAAGGCUUAAGCAUUUUACUAUUUAAAUUAGAUUCUUACUAUAAUAGAAGAACAUAAAUAAACUUAAAUUUCCUUAAUUUAUAUUUAAAGUCUAUCAAAUAAACAUUCUUUCUAUUUUAAUUAAAUAGAACUUGUUUCAAAUGAUUGUUUAUAUUGUAUUUCUGGAUUGAUUAAUUUUGAUUUAGUAUCUUUCCAAGCUAUUAAAAUAUAAGAACUAUAUUGUAAUUACAAUAUAAUUAAAUAAUAUGGAUGUUUAAGUAUUUUAGGAGAUAAUACUAUCUCUCCAUAAAUUUAAAUAUUAAGUUCCACUUUUAUGUUUAAUAGAGGAAGCUAAGGAGUUGCCAUUUCAUCAACUAAAUCCAUACUUAUCAAAUAGUGCAUAAUUAUUUAAAAUAUUGCAAUAUAAAAGGGAGGAGGACUAUAUUUAGAAUUAAAUAGUAGUAAUUAAUUUAUAAUUAAAAAUUCUAUCAUUGUUGGAAAUCAAGCAAAAGAAGGUGGAGGAUUAUAUUUUAUUGGAGAUAGUAGUUUGAAUGUAUAGAAUUUAAAUUAAACAUAUUUGCUUUUUAAUAAUGCUUCUAUUUAUGCUAAUAACAUAGUGGAAAACCCAACACAUUUGGAAUUGUUUAUUAAUUCUUAAGAAAUGAAAGCAGAUAAAGCAAAUUUUGAUUAAGUUUAAACAAGUAUUCUUAGAAUUAUACCUUAUUCUACUAUAGAAUAAGAAGUAUUAAUUAAAACAUAUUAUUUAAUGUUUCCUAGUGGUUAAAGUAUAAAAGAUUUUACUCUUUCAAUUCCAAAAAUAUAGUAAACAUAUAAAUAGAUUUAGUCAAUUGAACUUAUAUUAAAAAAUAAAUAUAAUGAAUUACAGAAAAAUAUUAUAAAUUCAACAUGCUUUAUAAGUGAUAAGAUAAUAACAAAGCAUGAAGAAUAAAUUAAUGGAAAUCUUCAAAAUAUUUAAUUAUUAUAUAAUAAUGAGAAAAAUAAUUUUGAUUUAAGUUAAAUUGCUUUUUAUUUUAAUCCAUAUGAUAAGGAUUACAAUUAUUUAGAAAUAUCAAUUACUUGUACAACAGAAGUAUAGAAAAAUUAAUUGAAAUAUAUCAUUAAUGCUAAAAGUUAUAAAUGUUAACUUGGUGAAUUCCAUGUUGAUAAUGGAUGUUAAAUUUGUUAAUCCAGUUAAGGUUUUUACUCUAUAACAUAUGAUACUAUCAAAUGUUCUAUAUUUGAUAAGGAGAAAUUUUAGGAGAUAACAUCUAAUGCAAUAAAAUUACAAGAAGGCUAUUGGAGACCAAAUUAUUUAUCAGAUUAUUCUACUUUAUGUUUUAAAAUAACAAGAUUUUGUGUAGGAGGAUGGGAUGUUGGAGAUGGACUAUGUAGUAAAGGACAUGUAGGUGCUUUAUGUGAAGAAUGUGAUAUCUAUAAUGUCAAAGGAGAUGGAUAUUACUUAAAAAAUUUACAAAAUUCUGAAUGUUUACCAUGUUUUGGAAUAUAAGAUAGCAUACUUCCUUUCGUCUUAAAUUCAAUUUGGUAUUAAGUUAUAUAGAUAUUUAAGGGCUAUACUUUCCAUCAUUCUAACAGUUAAAAGCAUAGUAAAAUCAAAUGAUUUAUUCUUAUUUCUAAAAGUCAAAGAAAGAUUUAGUAAAAUACUCUUUAAAUUAAAUUAAGGUAUAAUAUUUAAGUAUUGA